AUGAUACUGCCACGUUUGAUACCAUUGGACUUGACCGCCCUUGCUCUCCGACGUGUGUACAUACAGUCCAAAAAUCUGGACAGGGAGAGUGCUCCACUGGAGUACGCAGCCAAGGUGAGACUCUGCACCCAGGCCAAACGAGAGGACUUAGUGGAAUGGGAAAGAAGGGCGAGGAACAUAUACCGCACUAGGGGCCUGAGAACAACCCAGGCCAUCCUCCCCUACUUCAAAGAAUGGUAUGAGAGAGUGGAUGGUUACAUCAACUUCCAUAGCACACAAAUAAUAUCAGGUCAUGGAUGUUUCAAAGACUAUCUGCACAAAAGAAAGAGGGCGGACUCCCCACUGUGUGAACAUUGCGGAAAUGAACCGAAUACGGCCCAGCACACCCUGGAGUCCUGCUCAGCCUGGGAGCAGGAAAGAGCGGAGCUUCGAGAUGUACUGGAAAGAAGAACGGGCCUUAGUCUACCAUUGAUUAUAGCCACGAUUAUUGGAGAUAGGACAAAAUGGAGGGCCUUAGUCUACCAUUGA
Linepithema humile (Argentine ant) is the source of this 528-nucleotide messenger RNA. NCBI's taxonomy places the organism in Eukaryota, Metazoa, Arthropoda, Insecta, Hymenoptera, Formicidae. The record is from RefSeq and is a predicted model, not a curated record.